GUCGCCAUAUUAGUUUCUUUUAAAGAAUUACCAUAAAACAAGCAAUGUUCCAAGAAAAAGAAUAUUUAAUAUAAAAAUUAAUGAUUGUAUGAAAUAUUUUAAAGUAUAUUGACUCAUUCUUAAAUUUAAAUUAUUUAAAUACAUAAAAUAAAAGAUAUUUUGAUCAAUUUUAAUGAACGAUUUAAUACCAGUCUGUUAGUUCAUAGUCUUCAUAAGCCAGUGGUAUAUAAUGUGCGGAUGUGUAAUUAUGAGAAGUAUGUGGGAUGUUAUUCACUAAUACAAUAGAAUGACAUUCAAUUACGACAUUAAUUGAGAGAAUUCUAGACUUGUAGUUUCAAAAUCAACAACGGACAGUACCUAUUAAAAUAAACCUAACCUUGAACAACAUUAAAAAAUGGGAAGUAUAUGUAAUGAUUGUAUGGCUAGAGUGCCAUAUGCAACUCUUAUUGCAACAAUAAUGUGUUGUUUAGGAGUAGGUAUAUUUUGUGGCACAAUGUAUAGAGGUGUCACAUUAGGUUCUUUAAUGAUGGAUCAGGUAUUCCAUUUACGACUUGGAUGGUUAGAAGCUGUUCAAUUGAUUUUUGCAACAAUUGGUGCUAGUAUGGCAGCUUUAGGCUUUAUGAUAUUAUGCGUUGGUUGUCUUGCAACUGGAGCUACAAGACAUAAAGUAUAUAGAGCUUGGAGAUCUAGAGUUGGUGGACGUAUUUCUUGUGCUGUUUUCAUGACAAUUACUUAUAUAUUACAAUUAGGUUGGCUUUUAAUAUUUGCAUUCUUGGUUAUAAUUGCUUGGAUUUUUACUAUAUUCUGGGGUUUAUGCAGCAAUCCUCGUGUUCAAUCUCUUGAUCAAUGUAUUGAUUUUACUCAAUUUAGUUUUAUAUUCCCAAAUAAUACAAGAAUAGAGGAUAUGAAAAUAUGUGGACCACAAGAAGUAAAACUAUUUUGUAAAGAUUUUGUUGAAAAAGCAGUAGUUAUGUUUAUUUUGGCAACAAUAGCUGCUAUGUUGGUUGUAUUAAGUCUCAUACACUAUUUGAUGUGUUUAUCUGCUAAUUAUGCACACAUUAGGGAUCAUGAAAAGUUUCAAGAAUUGCAAGAACUUCAGUACCUGCAAGACCCAGGAGAUCCAGAUUCUCCUCAACCUGGUAUGGGAACUUUGAGUUCGCAUCGUGCUAAGGAUAGAUUCUAGGAUACGGCCCGCGAGAUCUUCGCGAUGAAUCCUUUAUAAAACAUUGAAAAUAUCUAUAAAUUGAUAAAUAUUUAAUGUUAUUCUUCUCUACGUACCUAUAUUCAGUAUUCUACUAAUUAAUUAAUAUAAUAGUAGUUUACUGAUUGAAGAUCUUGCGGGAACACUUUAUGCCGUCCAUUUUCUGCGACUGUCUUUAGCAUUUAUUUUUCUUAAAGUUAUGAAUUUAUUAAAUAGUUAAAACAAAAUAUUUCAUUUUUUGUAACAUUAAUUCUUUUGAUUAUUUGUUGAACCUCUGUGUAUUAGUAUAUAAUAUAUAAAAAUAUUUCAUUCCUCAUACAUAUUUGUUAAAUAUAUUUUAUUAUAUUUCAAAUAAAAUUGUAUAAUAUUAUAAACGUGCAAAAUAUAAACGCACAAAGAAUAUACUUUAAACUAUUUGCUAUAUAAAGAUAUAUAUUGUAUAUCUUGAUUCAUAUCAACAAAUUUUUGUUUGCAGUAAUAUAUUACUUUAUAUUAUAAAUUUUUUUAAUAUUAUAUUCAUAAGACUGUUUAUUAACGCAAAUUAUUAUAUUGUGUUUAAUAUUAUUCUUAUAAGCAUAUUUUUAAGUAAAAUAUUCAGCUUUUUUGUACCUUUUUAAAAUAAGAUAAGAAAAUUAUUAAUAUUGUAUAUUGUUGCUAAAAAAUUCCAAUUAUGCUGAAGGAAAAAAAUUAAGAAUUAUUUUUUAUGUUCUUAUUUGUAAUUGAAUUUGUAAUAAAUAAUUAUGGUUUCUUUCAGCAUAAAUAAUUAUCUUAUAUCACAAAUCUAUUUUUUCUAUAUAAUUGUCCGAAAAAAAUCAAAUUUAUUGUAAAAUGUUAAAAAGACAAUAGAAAAAUAGUUCAAAUUAUACUUUAUGCGUAAAUUUUAAAUGUGCCAAAUUUAAUGUGACUUAAACAAUAAAAAAAUUGUUACAUGUAAUAUAUAUUAUUUGCCAAGAGAUAAAUUUUAAAUGAAUAUUCUCAAAAUAAAUUUAAUUUACAAUAAUUUUGUAUUUGCUCAAAUUGUUCGAAAAUUCUGUUCAAAAGUUCAAAGUUAUAUUGAGCGCGCAAUAAAUUAAAAAUAAAUCACAUUAUAUGUAAAAAAUACAUAUCAAAUUAAAAAAAUAUGUUUUAUUUUAUACGAAUUAAAAUAAUAUUAUUAUAAAAGUUGACGCACGAAUUACAUAUAAUAAAAAAUCAAUUUAUUAUAAUUUUUCAGAUACAUUUUUAUUUCUAAUUAUUUAUAUAUGUCUGUAAGAUUGAAUAAAAAACAUUUUCUAAUACAAUAUAUAUAUUUAAUUUUUAAAAAUAGUUUAAAAGUUACUUUGAGAAUGCUGUAAUUGUUUUAUUACAUAUUAAUAGACAAAUAUAAUUUUUUAGUAUGUACAAUUAAUUACAAUUUGUACAAUAAUAUAUAUUAAUUGGAUUACUCAUCAUCAAAUUGAAGAUCCAAUUCCAGAUCAAGAGCACUCAUUUCUUGAAAAGUAUUGAUGAAUGUAUAUCGCGAAAAUAUCAUGUAUAACUUUCGAAACCAAACAUAUUGAGAUUUGUGUGCAAUCAUACCUUCCUGUAAAAAUAAUUAAAUUAUGUUAAUAACUAUGAACAAAAUAAAUAUAUUUUUAUUAAUACAUA
Molecule: messenger RNA, 2827 nt
Organism: Apis cerana (Asiatic honeybee)
Lineage: Eukaryota; Metazoa; Arthropoda; Insecta; Hymenoptera; Apidae
Gene: M6
Product: neuronal membrane glycoprotein M6
Biological process (GO): neuron projection development
Cellular component (GO): plasma membrane
Source: RefSeq, a predicted model, not a curated record